This is a messenger RNA of Debaryomyces hansenii CBS767, 384 nucleotides long. RefSeq names its product DEHA2E19426p. The coding region runs from base 1 to 384 and encodes 127 amino acids. The transcript has a single exon. The record is from RefSeq and is a predicted model, not a curated record. Lineage: Eukaryota; Fungi; Ascomycota; Pichiomycetes; Serinales; Debaryomycetaceae.
AUGAAACGAUGCAUUGAAACAACAUAUUCUUCCAGAAAACAAAGCAAACAUAACCCAUCCAUAAUAGAGAUUGAAGCAUUGUUUGAUUUUGGCCAUGUACUUCAAAAGAAGCUGGACAGUGGAAAAGUAAAAAAGAAUGGAGAUGUUCAUAAACACACAACUAAUAUUCCAAACGAACUUAUCAGCCCAGGAGGCAUGAAUACUGUCAAUAGGGGGUCUACACUUAGUUGGACGUCUGCCAGUACUGUGGACGACGAUAAUUUAGGGGCCCCCUGUACAAUAAUACCAUUUAGCUACCUAGACUUGGACUACGACUUUGAAUUGCCUGUGGUUAAUCUUGAAUCAGAUUUAAAAUUGAUGGAUACGUUGUUAUUCAACAUUUAG